Molecule: messenger RNA, 4280 nt
Organism: Osmerus eperlanus (European smelt)
Lineage: Eukaryota; Metazoa; Chordata; Actinopteri; Osmeriformes; Osmeridae
Gene: chrm3b
Product: cholinergic receptor, muscarinic 3b
Exons: 5
Coding region: 475-2397 (640 amino acids)
Biological process (GO): regulation of vascular associated smooth muscle contraction; G protein-coupled receptor signaling pathway, coupled to cyclic nucleotide second messenger; positive regulation of smooth muscle contraction
Cellular component (GO): plasma membrane; synapse; dendrite
Molecular function (GO): G protein-coupled serotonin receptor activity; G protein-coupled acetylcholine receptor activity
Source: RefSeq, a predicted model, not a curated record
CAUCGCUCAAGCGCAAGUGUUGGGAGUUUUCUGUUGCGCUUCCGUUUGUUGCGCUACUCGUUUUCCAGAAGGAAUUUUUAAAAUUCUACGCAGGCAUUUAGGGUACAGUAGAAGGUGUGUAUAGUCGGGAUAUCUUCUUGGAAGUGGAUUCACCAGGUCAACGGAGCUGAGUUUUUGAUGUUUCUACAAAAUACUGUUUGACGUCUUCUUUGACUAUUUAAUUUCAGCUUUUACUCAAAAAUGAACCGUUGUCUCUGUUCGGCCAGCAUCCCUUCAAUUGAGAAAUCUCUCGCCUCUCGUCGUAGUUGGAUAGACCUCUGGUGAACUCGCACGUUUCUGGUUACAAUGAACCAGUCAGAUGAACUCGUGACUUUGGGAUGCCUGAGUGCUGGACUGUACUCCAAUGAGAGAUGACUUCACCUGGGAGAACCCUCACACCACUGAUCUGUUUCUAGAAUAUGCCCUGCUGCCAUCAUGACCCUCAACUCAAGCUCUGCCUCCGAUCCCAGCCUCUACUUGUCAAACAGUUCCCCGGGAAUGAGAGCCCACCCCGACACUGCCAUUAUGGGCGGAGCUUACGGGGACAGUACUUUAGUGGGCGGGGCUUAUGCUGACUCUGCAGUCUUGUCUGUCGGCGGUAGCCAAUGGACUCAUCCCGUGGACCAAAGUCUGUCCAAUGACUCCUCCCACUUUACCAACCUAACACUUGGCGGCACCUCCAACGGAACUGUCCUCGUCCCCACGGUGACCUACGACCCCCUCGGGGGUCACACAGUAUUGCAGGUUAUCAUUAUUGUCUUCCUCACUGGUUCACUCUCCCUGGUAACAGUGGUUGGCAACAUUCUGGUGCUGGUGUCGUUCAAGAUCAACAAGCAGCUGAAGACUGUCAACAACUACUACUUAUUGAGUUUGGCUUUCGCCGACCUGACCAUCGGUACUCUGUCCAUGAACCUGUACACCACCUACAUCAUCAUGGGUUACUGGCCUCUGGGGCCUGUGGUGUGUGACCUGUGGCUGGCCAUCGACUAUGUAGCCAGCAAUGCCUCCGUCAUGAACCUGCUGGUCAUCAGCUUUGACAGGUAUUUCUCCGUGACUCGACCGCUGACCUACCGUGCCAAGAGGACUACCAAGCGUGCCAUGACCAUGAUCGCCCUGGCCUGGUCCAUCUCCUUCGUCCUCUGGGCCCCGGCCAUCCUGUUCUGGCAGUACUUUGUUGGGGACCGGACGGUGGGGCCUGGGGAAUGCUACAUCCAGUUCCUGACAGAGCCCAUCAUCACCUUCUGCACUGCCAUCGCAGCCUUCUACCUGCCUGUCACCAUCAUAACCGUCCUGUACUGGAGGAUCUACCAGGAGACAGAGAACCGGGCCAAGGACCUGGCGGGGCUGCGGGGGUCUGGCAACCAGGGCAAAGAUCACGGGAGCCAGGGAGGGAGCCAGAGAGGGAGCCAGGGGGGAGGCCAGGGAGAGACCGCACCCAUGGUCCCCAAGACAGGAAGCUCCAGGAGCUGCAGCAGCUAUGAACUCAACCAGCCGGCUCAGAAAGGAGGCCCGGGAGGGAACAAGGCCAGGCCGGGGACGAGGCGCUUCUGUUUCUGGCUGCCGUUACGGGGUCGGUCCAAGAAGGCCGCAGUCACCACGGCAACCGGCGAACCGGAACACAGUAGCAGCGACAGCUAUAACAACAAUGAUGCAGGCGCGUCCAUGGACCAAUCGGAGUCUGAGGACGAAGAUGGGGCGGAGCCCAAGGCUAUCUACUCUAUUGUGGUGAACCUGCCAGGUAAGGCAGGAUCAGGGGAGGACUCCCAGAAGACCCCACCAGAGGAGAGAGAAGCGUUGGAGUCCGACCCUCUCCGACCACAGGGGGAUGGGAACAGGGCGUCGUCCAAGGGGCGGAGAGAACACCAGACCUCUAUCCAAUCAAAUACAUCCACGGACACCGCCAAGGCCUCGUCCGGUGAGGGGGGCGGCACCUUAAAGUCUGCCUCGUCCGUCGCCGUCUCCAUCAAGGAUGCGGCAGUGGCCAAGCGCUGUGCCUCCAAGACCAAGAGCCAGAUCAACAAGAAGAAGACCUCGGUGGUGAAGGAGAAGAAGGCUGCUCAGACUCUCAGUGCCAUCUUGUUUGCGUUCAUCAUCACCUGGACUCCGUACAACAUCAUGGUGCUGGUCAAUACCUUCUGCACUGAUUGUAUUCCCGAGGCCCUGUGGGCGCUGGGCUACUGGUUGUGCUAUGUCAACAGCACCGUCAACCCCAUGUGCUAUGCCCUCUGCAACAAGACCUUCCGGGACACCUUCAAGCAGAUCCUCAUGUGCCAGUGGGAUGACAAGAGCAAAAGGAACAAACCUCAGUUCCAGCAGAGGCAGCCAGUCGCCGCCUACCGCAAGAAAGACCCUCUGUAGAAGAAGAAAAAGGAGGCGGGUUGAUGGGUAUUGUAGUUUUUGGAGAGGGGCUAGUCUGGUCGUUGUCUUUAGAACAUAUUUCAGUGUUGUCACAGAUUAAACGACCGAAAAAGAUUGAUGACCAAAGACUGAUGAUGAAUGCUUCUCUGUACUGUGACAGUCGUAGGCAGGAGCAGAUGGGUUGUACAUUCUGCCUCCUCUUCAGUGGAACAUUGAGGCAGCCAUGUCCUCGACACAAGUGCAGACGGGUUAACUCCUCCAGUGGAGACUCAUGUGGACAGAGGAGGUGUUUAAGAUGUGGAGAGAUUGAGAAAGACUGAUGUGUGUUUUUUAACAGGAAAUAGUUGUCAAACAGAGCAGUCUAUUGUUCUGAGCCUGGUUUGUUAGUGCACACAUGCACAUAGAUGCCCACGCACAUUCACAUUGCUCACAACAACUCACACACAUCUGCCUGUCAGGCUGAGAAGCCUGAUCAAGGAACAAUGACAGAUGGGAGUCAUUGUUGAUUAGGAGUAUUGUAAAGGUGCAGUAUGUUUGAAAGGUCUUCAGUGCUACUCUUUUACUGGCCUCAACAGAAGGACGUGAGUGUAAACACUACUUGUUAGUCCACCACCAUGAUUGAAGAGGUGAGCCAAAAAUGUUCUUCCUGUUGUGUGGUGUGUGGUGGUUAAUUUACAAACGUGCUGAGCAUUGUUGUGGUCUGUUCAUGUUGCCUACAGUGAGUCUGUGAGUGUUGUGAGCACAGAACAGUUCAGCUGCUUAGUACAUUGACUGUAUCAGGUGAUAUUUAUGUGGGAAAACAAGUGUGGAUAAUCAUAAAUAGAUGUUUAUGUAUGUUUUGUGUUUAUAUACAAUGAUUGUCAUAUUACUUUGUAAAUCCAAAAUGCGUCCUUGAGAUUUUCUCAUGUGUUUUUAUGGAUCAGUUAAAUUGCAAUAAAGUAAAAAUGUAGAUCAUUGAAUAUAUUUUUACCAUUAAGAUAUUGACUAUGGUUCAAUCGUAUUUAAUUAUUCAUAAGUAUCUUUUGGGGAUUUCAUACGACUAAUAUUUCAAGUAAUUUGUCUAUGACAGUAACUGCUUACAAAACGGGUGUCCCCUUAAUGUCAGGAAUGGUUUGGAGAGAUUUGAUGUGAGGGAACAGCGCCACCGAGUGGUAAACAAGCCACACCACCACCAGUCACAGACCAAAGGACAGACAAAACUGGCUUGUAGGUGCUUUCCUACCACACAGUUGCUCAAUGACAGUUUUAUUAUAUCAGUGCCAGAACCAAACUAGACGGUUUUCCAUUGAUGUGAGGGAAGUUAAUGUUUAUGUUUAAUUGAUGUAUUUUGUGUUUCUAUGCUCAUUUCUCUAGAUCUAGGAACAUGUGGGGUUCCUCUUGUAGAAAGAAGUAUAGGAAGACUAGGCAGGUGUGUAGAAAUAUUGAGUUGAGUAGAUGAAAUACACAACUGUAUAGUAUUACUAUGUACAGGUAAAUGUGUGGUGUUUAACUCAAGGUGACAUGACUGUUAAAUAUAGUAACUGGUGUUACCCAACAUGGGGUUUGAGAUCACCCUGAAGUUUUGUUUACUUUGACACGUUAUAUUGUAUUGGAUGUUCAAAGUUCGCUUCAACACUUACAUUUUACACCAGAAUUCGUCAGAUCCUUUCAGACAAAGUUAAUGUCAGUUACAGAAUUUUUUGGAUUUAUGUUACUGACAUGUGUUACUCAGCUAGACCUAAUUAUGUGUAGAUUUAGUAUAUAUAUACAUAUUUCCUUUUUUCUUGAUUUCAUCACAUUAAACACUAAGUGCAUGUUCAGUAUACAGUAUGUCGCUUUUUCUAUCUUCAUUUUCCAUUCACUUUUGAAGGCACAUGGUGACAAACCAUUAGAUUUAUUUUCGA